Messenger RNA from Musa acuminata AAA Group (dessert banana), 609 nucleotides. RefSeq names its product protein yippee-like At4g27745. Lineage: Eukaryota; Viridiplantae; Streptophyta; Magnoliopsida; Zingiberales; Musaceae. The record is from RefSeq and is a predicted model, not a curated record. The transcript has 2 exons. Bases 26 to 346 code for a protein of 106 amino acids.
GGACCAGAGCUGGGGGCAGCGAUCGAUGGCGAAAAUGGUCGGGCCUCGAGUUUACAGCUGCAGUCAUUGCGGAAACCAUGUCUGCCUUCACGACGAUAUCAUAUCGAAGGCUUUCCAGGGGAGAAAUGGGCAUGCAUUUCUGUUUUCUCAUGCCAUGAACAUUGUUAUGGGGCCAAAGGAAGACAGGCAGCUAAUGACAGGACUGCAUACAGUUGCUGAUAUAUACUGCCGUGAUUGUGGUGAGGUGUUGGGAUGGAAGUAUGAAAGAGCUUAUGAAGAGACACAGAAGUAUAAGGAAGGGAAGUUUGUAUUUGAGAAGCUAAGAAUCAUCAAGGAGAACUGGUAGUAAGAGUUUAAAUGGAUGAUGUGUUGGUGAAGCUUCUGAUGCGAGUUCCCUGUUUGCAUAAGACGGUUGUCUCUGCGAUCUGAAUCCUCUGAUAGAGCCAUAUAUUCUUGUCCAUAGAAAUGUCGCCUAAUUGACGAUUGUUGAACUUUAUAUAAAUACCAGACUUGUGGUCUCGGAGAUGUCGGUCCUGCCACCAUGAAAACAAUUGCUUAUCGGUUAGGCAUAUGCGUUUAAGUAAUGUUUCAUGAUUUAUUUUGCUGCAA